Molecule: messenger RNA, 3054 nt
Organism: Pyrus x bretschneideri (Chinese white pear)
Lineage: Eukaryota; Viridiplantae; Streptophyta; Magnoliopsida; Rosales; Rosaceae
Product: aspartyl protease family protein 2-like
Exons: 13
Coding region: 1990-2925 (311 amino acids)
Cellular component (GO): extracellular region
Source: RefSeq, a predicted model, not a curated record
CUCUCACAAUUCCCUGCUUCUGUCGCUCUUGAACCUCGAUUCCUUUCGCUCUCCAAGGCUACCUUCUCUCCCUCUUCCACCGUGCGAUCUUUGUCUCACAAGUUACCAACCGCACUUUCUUGCUAAAAAACCUUCACUGCUUUCUCUGUUGCUAGAGGUUGCUUUCUCUUCUGCUCUCGCAGGGCCUUCAGUUCUCACUUAGAUUCCAGAGUAGAAGCCCAGAAAGCUAAUAUGGCAAAGCGAGAGCUUUCCAGCACUCUCAGGAACUUAAAAGAUGAAAAGAAACGAUAAAAUUUUGGUUUUUUAUUUAUUUUUAUGCAAAGAGCAACUUAGAAAGAGGUGAAGAAAGAAGAAGAUGUCAAACCAUACCUUAUCACCUCAGAAUUUUACGUUUAAUAACCAAGUGGAUUACUUUACUUGGUUGGACCUGUUUUUAUAGCUAUAUUUCAACCUUUCCUCUGAUAGCUUUUAACGAUUGGAUUUCUCGAGUCUACUUUCCAUGCUUUGACCAUUUCAUUUGGCAGAGGGUUCUGGGUUUUGGAGAAUUCUUCAUUAAAUUGAAUUUUUUGUGAUUAAAUUUCUGGCUUAAGUAGCGGUUUUUGAGGUUGUGGUCUCCAAAAAAAGUUGAUGCAGGUUUCCUUUCUAUGAACCUGAUUUUGGAUGGGGAAAGCCACCAUGGGUGACUUCAGGUACGGAGUUCAAGAAUCUGAUUGUGUUAAUGGAUACACGAGAUGAAGAUGGCAUAGAAGUAUCCUUGAAUCUCAAGGAAGAAGACCUGGCCAUAUUUGAAAGCACUAAGGAGCUGCUUGAGGUGCUAAUGUGCCUCCACCAUUCAAUUCAUUUGAAUCUACUGGUCUCCCAUAUGAGAUUCAGAGGUUUUGAGCUUCCACAAAUUUCAAGGCGUUCAAACUUUACUCUCGAAUGAAAUGGAUCAAUUUGUUUGCAGCUUGAAGAUUUUUACUUUCACCAAGUUUAUCUUCAACUCCAGGCUUUGAAAUACAAUGUUGUUCUAGGCUGUCAUCUAGAUUCCCAAUCACAUGUUUCCACGGCGGUUUCAAAGAGGUCCUUGAGACGAUCAGAUGCUGUACUCAGCAGCCACCAUUAUAAUAAGGUAAGACCGAGCGUCAUUCUCUUGGUCACUAGAUGCCUUGAGAAUUUAUAGUCACUCACCCAACUUGGGAUUUGAGUAAUCAUGAAUAACUCGAUUUUGUGUUACUAUGUGAUGCGGUGGUGAGAGGACUUUGGUAUGGGAGGGAGGACUAGAGAGAGAUGUUUAGAUUUGAGAAGGGUAAUUGGUAUUGAAAAUUGAGAUGCCUAUAUACCAUGGCAGGGUCGGUUCCAGCUUUUUCUUUUCCUUGGUAAUUACUAUAAAUACAAAUGGAUGGUGCAUACAAAUUACUAUAACUUCAAGAAAAAACAAAACAGACCCAGAUACCAAUUCACUUCAGUCCUCAAACAUCUCGAUCCAUUCCAGCUUUUUCUCUUCCUUGCAUGGAGAGCUGUACAAGGCACUUUCUGCAAUUUAUUGCAAAAUAAUGUCAGUUAUCCCUUCUUUGGAUACAACUCAAACUGGGAGCAAGUCUGGUAUCCAAGCUUUACGUUCGUUGCAUGUAGCACAUGAAAAGUCUAAGAAUGUAGUAAGCUUUAUUUGGCAGGCACAGCCUUAACUUUCACACUGAAAAUGAAGCCCAUUCCCUUCCCCCAAAACCACACCCUUGUCCAUGAAAAAAAAGUCGAGGUUUCCAAAUCUCGCGCAGCGGCUAUGGCCUUCUCCCUCCGCCAUAGCACAACUGGGAUAACGGCCCCCGUGAAGCGUUCAUUCAGUGGCUUCUUCUACGUGGAGCUCUGGGUCGGGACCCCCCUGUUAAGGCCAACCUGGCCAUUGACACAGGGAGCGACCUCACUUGGGUGCAAUGCGCAGAUUGCACCAAGUGCUUCCCCGUAGCUCUGCCAAAUUUUGAUGGGAAGAAAUCGGCUACCUACAGAGCCAUGUCUCCUCGUCAUCCGCUCUGUCCCGAUCCUCCUCCUUUGGGUCGUAACGACACCUGUUCGUACGAGGUUAGCUACUUUGGUGAACACAUUGAGGAAGGGCAGAGCAGCAGCGGCCGUUUUGGAUGGGACGUAUUCACCUUCAAAUCUGAAAUUCGUGGGCAACAGAAGCAGCAACAACUAGUCACAAACGUUGCGUUUGGCUGCGGGAUAAUGAACCAUAUUGAUACGGGACCUCAAGGUCCAGAAGGGAACCCGAUCGCAGGGCUUCUAGGCCUAGCCUACGAGGCACCUAGUAACUUCUUGAAACAACUGAGGAAUAUCACCCUCGAAAGAUUUUCUUAUUGCCUUCCAAUGGAUGUUGAAUCAGCAAAUGAAACGCUGAUACACUUUGGUAAAGCAGCACAAAUUUCGGGUCCUAACGUGCAGACUACACCAAUUUUGGGGCAGGGCGGAUACCAUGUGCAGUUGAAGGGUAUCCGUUUGAAUGGGAGACUGGUCCCAAUAGAUCCAAAGUUGUUCAUGAAGCCAGUAAGUGAGACAGUUAUUGAUUCAGGAACACAACAUAGCUUCAUCACUGCCAAAGCCUAUGUCAUCCUCAAACGAGCUGUGAUAAGUCACUUUCAAGACGCCUACAGAUGGAACCCCUUGAACAACACUAGGAAACAUGCAGGUUAUGACUUGUGCUACGAGAUACACAGAGGAGGAAGGUAUAAGUUUCCAAAACUCACAUUGCAUUUCGAAAAUGCAUAUAUGGAUUUGGAUAGGCAAAGCACAUUCAGAGAGUAUAUCCAAGAAAAUCAAUUCUGCAUGACGAUUCUUCCUCUGGAUGACCAUCUGCAGCUAAACGUACUCGGAGCUUAUCAACAAGUAAAUCACAGGUUUUUGUUUGAUGUGGCUGAUUUGAAAUUAUCCUUUACUGCUGAAAGUUGUUGAUCACUAAUAGUAGUAUUAGUAUCUAUCUGACAAGUUUGUGUAUCAUGUCCAUUUAUUGGACUACAUGAUAAGUAUUGCAAAAAAAGUUUAAGUGAUCAUCGAUAACAUAUAACAACACCUUUAAUUUCC